Trichomonas vaginalis G3 is the source of this 267-nucleotide messenger RNA. RefSeq lists its product as uncharacterized. The transcript has a single exon. The record is from RefSeq and is a predicted model, not a curated record. Lineage: Eukaryota; Parabasalia; Trichomonadida; Trichomonadidae. Bases 1 to 267 code for a protein of 88 amino acids.
AUGUGCACUCUUGAACUGCUCUCUUUCCUUUUUUAUAUUUCUCUUCCAUAUGUAGUCGAGAUGCCUCUACAUCGCACAUUGACAUUUGGUGCAGCACACAUAUUUAUGAUAUCGUACAUGCUUGCUCUCCUUCAGAUUUUUAUGAACCGCAAUAUAAAUUCUCAAGAAACUGAUCAAUCUUCACUUCUUUCUAAAGAGACAUCUGCUGUUGACAUAAACCUUCAGCCAGAUUUAGAAGAUGAGAAUGAAACUCCAUUAGAAAAUUAA